AGAGACGGUAGGACAUCACCGGACGCGGAGUAUUUGGUACUAGAACAACUUGAUCAUGUUAUGGCCGAGACGGAGAGACCUCUAACACCUCUGACAAGGGGUAUAAUUCAUGUUCGCUGUCGUCCAGCAUAGAACAUCUCGCGUGAUAAUUUACACAGCAAAACCCUCGUGUCGCAUGCCUCGUGUUAUCCUCCCGCGAGCCGUGAGCUCAAAUACCCGCUCCGUUAAAGCCACCGUUAUUAACUCCAAACUCCGUCUGUUCCAUCGUAACUUAUUCACACAACGUUCCCGCGGGGAAGGGGGCACCUCAACGGUCACCCGGUCAGCCACCCGCGCCUUCCCCCUUCGGCACCCAGGGUCCACGAAUAUACAACUAAACUUUCAUCCGAUGCCCUCCCCGCCACGGCGAGAGCCCUCAUAUACCCCUCCAAGUCCAUUCCUGUCACCAGCAGGCGCCCGUCUAGGUCGGCGGGUCAGGUCAAACUGGCUAGGUGGUGGAAUGGUUAAUGGUCAACAAUUGAUUCCGCCAACCAGCCUACUCGACGACAGGCUCAGCGCGUGCGAGUUCGAAUCCCAGCUUGAGCACCAAGAGAUGUAGCCCCCAGUUCAGCACCGGGGGGGUGAACUCUUUUGUCUUUUUUGAC
Molecule: messenger RNA, 644 nt
Organism: Colletotrichum godetiae
Lineage: Eukaryota; Fungi; Ascomycota; Sordariomycetes; Glomerellales; Glomerellaceae
Exons: 1
Coding region: 110-598 (162 amino acids)
Source: RefSeq, a predicted model, not a curated record